AUUAUUUAAUUUAACUUAAUUUAAUGGUCAACUAAAAAAACAUGAGAUGAUGAAAGAUGAGAAAAAUAAAAGACAAUAUCAGUUGAAGGACAAUAGUUUUGAACACAUUAGUGAGAAAUUAAAAGAGGAGGAGAGUGAGGAGAUCAACAGAAAGAAGAAUACUACAGAGGAGCAAGAAACCCCAGUGUUGAGAAGUAAAGCUAAAAAGAAAAAGACAAGCUUUGAAGUCAAAGAUGAACUGGAACAGAAUGCUUGCUGGGAAACUGAGGCAAAUGAAGAGAUAAAACAUAAAGAAAAAGAAAGCGAUAAAACAAUUGUAUUUGCUACUGACAUUCUUCCUAAAGGGGAAACGGAGCUGAAAAUAACUCCAGAGUUUAAAGAAAAUACAAGGCAUCUGUUAGGGGAACUUGGUGAUGCACAAAUGAAGACAAAUCUGGAGAAAAACAUACCUGAAGAGAAGAUUCACUGCCAGGUUCAAGAAAACUUUACAAUCGUAAAUGCACAGACAAAACAGGACUUUCAAAUGAAGGAAUCACAGAGACAGACUGAAACAACACAGGACACACAAUUACAAGCAGAGGUUUAUGAUUUAAAGAAGGAAGCAGAUGAGCUCAGUAAAGACCGAGAUCGUAUAAGAACAGCACUGGAAAAAAAUGAAGCAAUGCUAAUUCAUUAUCAAGAAAAAGCACAUCAGCUGGAGAAAAAGGUAAUGAGGAGCUCUGAAGAGGAAUCACAGGAGCGUGUGUGUACCAUGCAAAGAGCUGUGGCUGAGCUGGAACUGAAGCUAAUGAAAUUACAACAAAGAAAUGAACGUCUGGAACAUCGCAUUGAGAAAUUGAGAUUAGACAAAACGAACCUACGAGACACGUUAAAACAGGUUGAGCUGGAAAGGGAGAAAUUGAGAUGUCAGCUGUCACAGUCAAAUGCAGAAAUGCAGGAUCUCAGCAAUUCUUCUGGAGCUGAUGAGUUGAAGUGUCUGAGAGCACGGGCAAGUGAACUGACUGCUGAGGUUCACCAGUUACGUCUGCUGCUGGCUUCAGAUCAUCAGGAACGGGCAGACUUUAUUGACCAGUCCUUAAGGAAUAGUAAUUCGUUGCAGACCCUGAGGCAGGACCUGAAUGACUCUCUUACACUGGUGUCUAAGCAGCUUGCCCCUACCGUUUUGGAGUGUGAAACACAAAGACUGGACAGGAGCAUAAGAGGAGAGCAGCUCAGGAUUUUGCUCAGUCACAGCUAAUAAUAAUGAGAUUUCCUAAUUUGCACAUUUAAUAAAGUCCUUUUUAGAUAGAUACAGUGCCUUACAUAAACCUUAAAGCUUUCCACAUUUUGAGUGUUACUACCUACGACUGAAAUCAGCUUAAUGAUAUGAAUAAAAAAAAACUAAUAAUAUUUUUGAAGCAAAUCAAUGUAGUUUGCUAAAAUUAUUAACAUUAUACAUAAUAGACUAUUAUGCUUUUA
Tachysurus fulvidraco (yellow catfish) is the source of this 1458-nucleotide messenger RNA. RefSeq names its product tropomyosin-like. NCBI's taxonomy places the organism in Eukaryota, Metazoa, Chordata, Actinopteri, Siluriformes, Bagridae. The record is from RefSeq and is a predicted model, not a curated record. The coding region runs from base 47 to 1237 and encodes 396 amino acids. The transcript is spliced from 5 exons.